GGCAACUUACUGCCAUCUGAAGUUCAGAAUUUAGAGAACUUUACCUCUAAUGCUGUUGCUGUAAUUGCUUCAAGGUCUUUGACCUCUUUUGUUGGGUCAAACACCCAUAAACCCAUUAACCGUCUUCCAUAUUUUUUUCGUCUUAUUGCUGGUCCCCCCCCAAAACCAACCAUACGAUUUCCCCCGAGCUCCCCGAAUUCCCCCGCCCCCUCAGCAACCCCCCGCUACCGUCGUCCACCUGACGCAGCCCACCCCCCGCUUUCCGAGCUGGCGUGGCGACGCAAACUCACAAAUAUUUACUUCCUGUACAUCAAAAGGAAAGGGGGGCCCCCUUUCGUGGAAUGUGGCAACAUGGGUGUGUUUGACCGCGGAGUUCAGAUGCUGCUGACCACAGUGGGGGCCUUUGCUGCCUUCAGCCUCAUGACUAUUGCUGUGGGGACAGACUACUGGCUGUACUCCCGUGGCGUCUGCAAGAUAAAGAGCACCAAUGAGAAUGAGACAAGCAAGAAGAACGAGGAGGUAAUGACGCACUCAGGCCUCUGGAGGACCUGCUGCCUAGAAGGUUCUUUUAAGGGCAUGUGUAAACAGAUAGACCACUUCCCUGAGGACGCUGACUACGAGGCAGAUGCUUCAGAAUACUUUCUUCGUGCAGUACGAGCCUCCAGCAUCUUCCCAAUCCUGAGUGUGAUCCUUCUAUUCAUGGGGGGGCUCUGUAUCGCCGCCAGUGAAUUCUACAAGUCACGCCACAACAUCAUCCUCAGCGCUGGCAUUCUGUUCGUCUCUGCAGGCCUGAGCAACAUUAUAGGAAUCAUUGUAUAUAUAUCAGCCAACGCUGGUGACCCCUCAAAGAGUGACUCCAAGAAGAACAGCUACUCAUACGGCUGGUCCUUUUACUUUGGUGCCCUCUCUUUCAUCAUGGCUGAAAUGGUGGGUGUGCUAGCAGUACACAUGUUUAUUGACCGCCACCGGGAGCUGCGAGUUGGUGCACGUGCUGCAGACUACCUCCAAGGUGCUGCCAUCACACGAAUCCCGAGCUACCGUUAUCGCUAUAGACGCCGCUCGCGUUCCUCAUCCCGUUCCACGGAUCCCUCACACUCUCGUGAGGCAUCACCAGUGGGCCUGAAGGCCUUCGGGACACUGCCUUCCACCGAGCUGUCUAUGUACACGUUGCCCAAGGGCCAGACGGGCACCCCGACAGCAACGUAUAACUCUACAGAAAGGGACCACAACUUCCUACAGGUCCACAACUGCGUACAGAAGGACCUCAAAGACUCGGCAGCCAAUCGGCGCACUACGCCUGUAUGAAAAUGAAGACAAAGUGUGGAUUCUAGGGUAGAGUAGCAAAUGAAAAAGGUUUUAGUAAAGAAGGAGGAAGGAGCUGAGAGGUGGAGAUGAGAGAAUAGACUGGCAAGUAAGGGGGAAGGAGGGGGGCUGAGUUUCUGAGUUCUUCAAAAGACCUCAGAUAAUCUUUAAGCUUUUGGU
Messenger RNA from Cyprinodon variegatus (sheepshead minnow), 1482 nucleotides. RefSeq names its product calcium channel, voltage-dependent, gamma subunit 2 (gene cacng2). Gene Ontology annotation, biological process: neurotransmitter receptor transport, postsynaptic endosome to lysosome; calcium ion transmembrane transport; positive regulation of synaptic transmission, glutamatergic. Bases 352 to 1305 code for a protein of 317 amino acids. NCBI's taxonomy places the organism in Eukaryota, Metazoa, Chordata, Actinopteri, Cyprinodontiformes, Cyprinodontidae. Gene Ontology annotation, cellular component: postsynaptic density membrane; voltage-gated calcium channel complex; AMPA glutamate receptor complex. The record is from RefSeq and is a predicted model, not a curated record. Gene Ontology annotation, molecular function: channel regulator activity; voltage-gated calcium channel activity. The transcript is spliced from 4 exons.